This is a messenger RNA of Zymoseptoria tritici IPO323, 2211 nucleotides long. RefSeq lists its product as uncharacterized. The transcript has 2 exons. The record is from RefSeq and is a predicted model, not a curated record. The coding region runs from base 1 to 2211 and encodes 736 amino acids. Lineage: Eukaryota; Fungi; Ascomycota; Dothideomycetes; Mycosphaerellales; Mycosphaerellaceae.
AUGGCAGAACCAGGACUCGAAGCUUCGUCGUCCACGGCGCUGCCUCCCUUCCUGCAGCUGCCAGACGAACUCAUCACCUCAAUCUUCCAGCUCAUCCCAAAAGACAUUCUUCCAGCCAACAAGCCCUCAGCCCAGCACCCCCACCUCGCCAACUAUCAGACUUUCUCUUCCCUCGCACGCAUCUGCAAACGCUUCUCCAUCGUUGCUCGACCUCUACUCUACACCUUCAUCACAACCGAACACGUAAGUUGGCGCGUAUCAGAACGGGACUGGUACACCGACGAAUCCGUGGAUUUGCACCGGCUGGUCCGCACUCUCUGCGAAAAGCCAUACCUGGCGCGGUUCAUUCGAGGGCUUCGACUUCCGGGAUGCAGGUCGCGCCGUUGGGAGCACACGCCGGUGGUGGUGAAUGGAGAGCUGUUCCGCGAGACGAUCGUGCGCGUUGUGGGAGGCGGAGAAUUGUGUGAAUCAAUCAUGCACGCGCUCGAGUGGGGCUGCGAGGCGGCGUACGUGACGAUCCUGAUGAUGUUGGCGCCAAAUGUCAAGAGCUUCGACAUGGACUGGCAAGACGAUGACCGUCAUCGAUUCCAUGGCGGGUCUGUGGGCAGGGACUGCUUGAACAAGACUGUGAGCGUGCUGUUCCGCCAUCUUCAAGCUGCGCGGGCGAAGGAAUCAAUCCCGACCAUCGAGGACAUGGGAUUGCAGAAUUUGCACACGUGCAAUCUCCAAGACCUCUCGCCUGCUGAACUCGCGAGCAUCAUCUCUAUACCAUCGCUGCGCACAGUCAAGGCGAGCUUCUUCCACCGGGAUCCAAAGUGGCAUGUUGUUCCAGAGUUCACCGCUGGACCGAGUGGGGUGACCUCGCUAGAGUUGACUGACUCGAUGGUGGAUCCUCGCUGGAUGGAGACGAUUGUUAGAGGCUGUCGAAACUUGCAGAAUUUCACUUACAAGAUUGUCCAGCCUCCGAAUUUGAGCCAGCACCACCCGCAGACGGUAAACCCAGAAACGAUCGGGGCAGUCUUGGACGGACUUCAACACUCGCUGAUGACGCUGCGAAUCAUCGACGCCACAGAAGCUGGCUACGUCUUCCACGCUUCGCGAGGCGCUCUUGGUUCACUGGCAGAAUUCCACUGCUUGACCGAUCUUGAGAUCGACGAGGAGGCCUUUUUCGGCAUGCCUGACAACACGUAUUGGAUGAACCGCAUCGGAUACAUUCCACCAGACCUGGACUUCUUUCCGCCGAACUUGAAGACUCUCACAUACCACACGUAUGCCUGGGCACACUGCGUUCCGGAUCUCCUUUGGGAUCUGGGCGAACUGGCAGACCGCGGACUCGAUGAGCUCAUCAUUUCGUGCCCGACAGACAAAGAGAACAGGUUCCGGCCGGACAGGAUCCUGAACAUGGACUACUUCAAGCCCGUCCAGGAGCUCAUUGGGAAGCCUGAUCGCGGCGAGGACCUUCUCAUCAAGCACCGCUACGGCUUUGACUUUAACAGCGGGAGGGAUCGUAUGGACUUUCAGCUUCGGAGCCUUCAGACACGCACAUAUCCCAACGUUCGGGAGACGGCUGAUAUGCUGUGGGAUCAUGGCGUGUGGGGUGUACUCACGUACCAGGCUGAACUUCCGCAGGUCUGGGAGGACGAGACCGUAUAUGGCGAGGCUCUGACGAGCAUGUUCGAAGAGACGGACGGCGCAGAUGAAGGAGAGACGGUUGCAAAGAUUGCAGACGUGUUCAACGCCUUGACGACCGUCGAACUCGACAUGCAUUUGCUGGUGGGCAAUAAUGGGCAGACUGUCUUCAGUGAAGCUGUAGGAGAUUUACCCAUCAAGCUGAAGAAUCUCACCAUCCACACCUACCUUCAUGUAUCCGAACUCGUCAUCUUCACCAACCAGUUCAACAGCCUCAAAGCCAAAGGCGUGGAGUCUUUCGAAGUCACCUUCCCGAAUAUCUACAUGUCUUCAACCGGUGACUUUCUCUACCGCAGCAGCCACGCUAUGUUCCGCAACGUCGAAAACAUGUCGAGCAAAGGUCGGCGUUUCUUCCUUCGGUACGAGUCCUACAAGGGUGGCAUGAGGGUGACGUUCAUGUGCUGGGAGCUUCAGCAGUGGUCGGAGUCUGAGUUCAACCACUUGAUAUCCUCGAUCGCUGGCGGAAAAUUGCUGGUUUGGUCGACGCUCAACGUCCUGAUGUCUGGGAGGAUGAGAGCGUGA